GCGGGGGAGGGAGAAAGAUGGCGGCGUCAGUGCUGGAACGUAUGGGUACAUCAUGGAUGCAGAAUCUGAGGGGGAAGCUGGCCUUAGGGCUUCUUUCAUCUCAUAAUGUUUUACCCCAAUCACAUAUCCACACAAGUGGGUCUCUGGAUAUUUCUCGAAAAUGGGAAAAGAAGAAUAAAAUUGUUUAUCCUCCACAGUUGCCUGGAGAACCUCGGAGACCAGCAGAAAUCUACCAUUGUCGAAGGCAAAUAAAAUACAGCAAAGAUAAGAUGUGGUAUUUGGCAAAAUUGAUACGAGGAAUGUCCAUUGACCAGGCUUUGGCUCAACUAGAAUUCAGUGACAAAAAGGGGGCCCAAAUAAUUAAAGAGGUUCUCUUAGAAGCACAAGAUAUGGCAGUGAGAGACCACAAUGUGGAAUUCAGAUCCAAUUUAUAUAUAGCUGAGUCGACGUCAGGGCGAGGCCAGUACCUGAAACGUAUCCGAUACCAUGGCAGAGGUCGCUUCGGGAUCAUGGAGAAGGUUUUUUGCCAUUAUUUUGUGAAGUUGGUGGAAGGUCCCCCACCUCCACGUGAGGCACCGAAGACGGCAGUCACCCACGCCAAAGAGUAUAUUCAGGAGCUCCGCAACCGGACGAUUAUUCACACUCUGUGAUGGGCUUUCAGACUCUGCAGUGUAUCUAUUUUGCCAUUUAUUUCUUAUAAACCAGAAAUUAAAGACAAAUGCUUUUUAUGGUUUGUACUGAGUUAGUGCAAUAUGAAGUAUAAUUGCUAAUUUUAUAUGAAUAUUUAUAAGGCUUUGCCCGUUCCUUUUGAACCUUUGGGUAUAUUUAUGCAUUUGCAACUUGGAAGGAGAAAUCAGCUUUAAACAGUAUAAUUCAGAAGGCUUUUUUGAGUACCUUUGGAAGGGGAUGUAAACUUGCCACCUGUAGGUGGCAGUUUAGAUACUAGCCUUGAGUAGAAUGUUGCAGAGUAAGAAAGCUUGUCCUUGUUUCCUUUGAUUUUUUUCUUGAGAUUGGGGAGGAGGUGGUGGAGGUGAGCAUAGAUACAUGUAUUUUAGGGUAUUCUGUAGUUGCGUUUUUGCUUUCACUGUUGGCAUAGGCCAAUGGGUGAGGCAUUCUAUAUUUUCACCUUGGAAUUACAGAAGUUUAUUAGAUACAUUAAUCUAGAACUCCAAGAACCCUUUAACUGAGAAAGUUUUCUUCUAGUUAAAUAAAGACUGUUUUCAUGUCUCCUUCCAA
Messenger RNA from Enhydra lutris kenyoni (northern sea otter), 1236 nucleotides. RefSeq names its product mitochondrial ribosomal protein L22 (gene MRPL22). Gene Ontology annotation, biological process: ribosome assembly; translation. Gene Ontology annotation, cellular component: ribosome; mitochondrial large ribosomal subunit. The transcript has 7 exons. Bases 18 to 650 code for a protein of 210 amino acids. Lineage: Eukaryota; Metazoa; Chordata; Mammalia; Carnivora; Mustelidae. Gene Ontology annotation, molecular function: structural constituent of ribosome. The record is from RefSeq and is a predicted model, not a curated record.